AUGUCGGGAAGCAAGCAUGGCCCUCCGAUCGCCCGCAAUAUCUCGUCCCGCCUGUCGGGGAAACUGACCGUCUGGCAAACCACCGUAGCUGUGUUUCUAUGGCUCUAUAUCUGCCGCAAUUUCGCCAAGAUUGUUGGUCUCGAAAGCCCCGAACCCCUGGCGAAUCUCUACUCUCGGUCUUUUUUUCGAGCAACAUGGGUCACCACGGCACUCGACGCUGGCUUUUGGACUGCAAUGAGGAUCAAACCCAAGUGGUUACGGGAUAUCUCAUCGCUGGUAUUCACCGUCUACUAUCUCUUCGCGGCAGAGCAAGCAGAUGAUAUGGUACGCCGUGUCCGCGCAACCCUGACCGUGGAACACCUGCGAGUGUCGUGGAACAAGGGAACCACUCCAUAUCUUUGGGCCCUUCAGAAGUUGGUCCGACCCCGUUUGACAAAUUAUGGCCCUCGAGCCAUCCGCAUCCCCCGCCCUAAACAAUCUAUUUACACCGAGCCAACGAAAGCAUGGCUAUAUUUUGACGGUCCGCUCAGUGCGCUGAAAGAUCAGACAUGUGUGAUUCUGGAUAUUCCGGGGGGUGGGUAUGUUGCCAUGAACCCGCGCAGCUCGGAAGACAAACUGCUCGCCUGGGCGGGGAAGACCAAGAUGCCGAUAUUGAGUCUAGACUACAAGAAGGCACCCGAGUAUCCGUACCCGUAUGCUUUGAACGAAUGCUAUGAUGUCUACCACACGAUCAUCACCACACGAGGCCGUUGCCUGGGACUGAGUGGACACACGCGGCCACGUAUUGUGGUUACUGGGGAUAGUGCUGGUGGAAACCUCGCUGUCGGGACGGUCCUGAUGAUUCUGCAGUCAGGGGCUGAGAAUGUGAUCCCACGCCCGGAUGGUCUGGUACUGGCGUAUCCCUCCCUAAACAUGCGAGUUGAGAGCUGGAUGACGGAGGAGCAGAUGUCAUUGAUCCAGGAUAAGAGCGUUCGCCGAACGAAUAAGAACGUUUUGCAGAGAAAGAAUAUGGACUAUCAGAGGCUGACGCCAUUUGCAUCGCCUGGACCAUCUACGGAAGAACUGAAACAGGAGGUCUUGUCUGAUGCGGACUUGGAGGCGGAUGACCUCGGAGAGAAGGCUUCGAAGAGAAUUGCCGAGAAAUUGAACCAAGAUAAUCUGGCAGCUCAGACAGCUGCACUUGUUGAGCAUCAGCCAAAGCAGAUCCGGACUCGUUUGGCCGUGUCCUCCAUGAUCUCGUACGUUCAUGAUCGCAUAUUGACCCCAGAAAUGAUGCGAGCCAUGAUUAUCCUCUACAUUGGACCUCAUAACCGGCCCGACUUUAGCACGGACUUCCUCUUAUCGCCUGUCUUAGCUCCCGAGAGCCUCCUCACCAGGUUUCCCAAAACCUACUUCAUUACAGGGGAACGAGAUCCAUUGGUCGACGACACGGUCAUCUUCGCCGGCCGGCUACGCCAGGCCAAAUUGCACCAAUUUCGGGAAAGACAGGAGCUCGGGCUUGAAAAGUCUCAUCAGGAAUUCAAUGAAAAGGACCACGUGGAAGUCUCCUUACUACCAGGAGUGUCACAUGGAUUCCUUCAGAUGGCCGGGUUUUUCCCUGACAGCUGGAAACACUUCAACCGAUGCGCUACGUGGAUCCAGAACUUGUUUGACACGGCUGAGGUCAAGAAAUCGUCUUCUAGCCUUUUACAGUCGCUCUACGAUAAUCCUGUUAUUGAUAAGGACCUAGCCAUAGAAACAAACGGACAAGCGGCUCCCCGGAAUCACAAGCGAAGCUUGACAGGCGAAUCCUCCGCAGAUGAAGACAGGCCUUUGGAAAUGAGCAUCGGCAGAAUGACCCCUUUGACACCUGCUCACGGGAAUCUCGAUUCCGGUGACACUCAGCAAUCCAAGGAGGACACGCCAUCCCAGAAGCCCUAUCGUUCCCGUCGGGAGGCUACCGGCACCCCUGAUCGCAAAUCUGACACGAAGCAUGGAAUCCGAAAAAGGAGUUCAUCUAGGGGCCGAAAAGACUCAUCUAGUGGGCUUGGUAGAAGACGGCGCCUCGCCCCGACGAAGCUCACUCUGCCUGUUUCUGACGAGACCAUGUCCGAUAACCUGGGAAGCCCGGUACAUCUUCGCAAACGAGAAAGAAGUCUCCACAGCCUUCCCAGUCACGAGGAUCUUUUGGAUCGCAGAAUGAACGGCUUAGCGGGCGGGCUGAUGGGAAUAGGGGAGGGAGCGCAGACCCCUUGA
Molecule: messenger RNA, 2235 nt
Organism: Aspergillus pseudoviridinutans
Lineage: Eukaryota; Fungi; Ascomycota; Eurotiomycetes; Eurotiales; Aspergillaceae
Product: putative lipase
Exons: 2
Coding region: 1-2235 (744 amino acids)
Biological process (GO): triglyceride catabolic process
Cellular component (GO): cytosol
Molecular function (GO): triacylglycerol lipase activity; sterol ester esterase activity
Source: RefSeq, a predicted model, not a curated record